AAUAUCACGGGUUUCCCCUGAAUUUCAUUUUCUUGUACUCACACAAAUUCAGUGUCCAAUUUUCGCGGGAAUUCUCUCUCCUACCGAUGGUUCUCUUCAUUUCUUCCCCCUCCCCAUCUUCUCUCUCUCAGCGCCUUCUGUUUUGAUGAUUCCCCAAAUCUCAUAAACAAUUCUUCAAAAUCAAAAACCCAAUUUGCUUAACUAAUAAGCUUUUUUUUUCUAAUCUUUAUCUUCGUCACCAAAACACCCACUUUUUCAAUUUUUAAGUAUUUGUUAGUUGAGGGGUAGGUCGUACUCUGACGAUCUUUAGCGGCAAUUUCAAUUUUUAAAGUCAAAAAUGGGUUUGAAUGACAAAUGGAUUCAAACUUUAGAGUUUGAUAGGAUUGUAUCGAGUUCUGAGACGGGUUUCGCAGAUGCUCUGCAAAUUGAGGAACAGAGAAGAUUCUAGAAAGGCGCAAUGAAGAACGUGGUGGUCGGGAUCAGAAUCGAUGGCCAUGGCAGAGAGCUCCUCAAUUGGGCUCUUGUGAAAGUUGCAGAGCCCGGCGAUCAUGUAAUUGCAGUAAAUGUUUGCAGAAAUUCAGAUUCCAUUGCAAAAGACAAACCCUUGUUGGAUGAUUAUUUGGAAGCUUAUGAAGGCAUAUGCAAUGCAAAAAAGGUUGACCUCACUGGUCAGGUCUUGAUAGGAAGUUCAAUCCGAAAGGGUUUGGUGAAAGAGGCGAAAAACCGUGCUGCGGUGGCUGUGAUUGUGGGGAUAAGCAGAGAAAACCCUCUCGGGAGUUGGGCUUCGGUUGCUAAGUACUGCGCAAAGCGACUACCUCCAACCACCGACGUUCUGGCUAUCAAUGGUGGGAAGAUUGUCUUCAGAAGGUCUCCGGUUGAGCAACUACCAGGGCUCAGGGGAGAUACAAUGCCAAGUUUUUCCCACAUACGAAAUCCGUCGCUCAUCGAUAACCAAUCUGAAUUUGGCGAUUCCCAGACAUCAGAGGCUGCAAGACACAGCUAUGAAGUGAUUCAGAGCUCCAAAGAUGGAUCAAAGGAUACUGAUAAUUUGAGUCCUGUUCAAAAACACAAAAAACAUCUUACGACUUCAUUUUCAUUUCUUUUGGAGGACUUCGCAGAAAAGAGGGCGGGUUGGCCUUUGCUCCGGACAUCCACUCCGGUGACUCCACCAGCUGAGGAAGCUAGAAAAAUGACAGUGGUGCAGUGGGUAAUGAGCUUACCAAACCGAUCUCCACCAGAAACUCCUCAAUCCACGACUAGUUCUAGCUCAAUCGAAACAGAAAUUUCUUUCACAAGAAAGAGCCUCAAAUCUAUAGACAAAAGUGAUAAAUCAAAGUACAGUGAGCUAAUAGAGAAUUUGGACAAGCUAUUCGAAACAAAUUCAUCUGACUGCAAAUGGUUCAGCUAUGAUGACAUGAAGACUUCUACUUUGCAAUUCGCCUCAGAUAAGCUUAUCGGUAAAGGAGGGUGUAAUCAAGUCUACAAAGGGCUUCUUCCUGAUGGGAAGUUAGCAGCCGUAAAGGUUUUAAAGUCAUGCAAAGAAGCAUGGAAGGAUUUCACCCAAGAAGUCGACAUAAUGACCUCAUUGAAGCAUAAAAACAUUGCGCCUCUUCUUGGCAUUUGUGUUGAAGAUAAUGACCUAAUCUCUGUUUAUGAUUUCUUGUCUAGAGGAAAUCUAGAGGAAAACCUACAUGGUAAUAACAAAGAAAAAUCUGUAUUGUCAUGGGAAGUGAGAUUCAAAGUAGCUGUCGGGAUCGCAGAAGCCCUAAAUUACCUGCACAACGAAUGUUCUCUGCCAGUCAUUCAUAGAGAUGUCAAGUCUUCAAAUAUUCUUCUUUCCAAUGAGUUCGAACCACAGCUAUCGGAUUUUGGGCUGGCGAUAUGGGGGCCAUCAGUUUCGUCAUUUCUGACAGACAACGACGUAGUAGGAACUUUCGGGUAUCUUGCUCCCGAGUAUUUCAUGUAUGGCAAAGUCAGUGACAAGAUUGAUGUCUACUCUUUUGGUGUAGUUCUACUCGAGUUGUUAUCAGGGAAGAAACCAAUCAGUUCUGAGACUGCCAAGGGCCAAGAAAGCUUGGUCAUGUGGGCAAAACCAAUACUAGAGACGGGAGAUCUAAGAAGCAUACUGGAUCCAAAUCUUGAUGACAAUAUUGAUGACGUUCAAAUUAAGAGAAUGGUUCUUGCAGCGAGGCUCUGCCUCACAAGAUCAGCUCGGAUUCGUCCUAAAAUGAGCCAGAUACUGAAAAUCAUGAAAGGAGAGAAAGCCGAUGAUGAAUGGGCGAAAUCCCAGUUGGGAGAUCAAACAGACAAGGAAAACCAGGAAAACGAUGAUGAUGAAGUUUAUCCCCAUUCGAGCGCAGAGUCCCAUUUGGGCCUUGCAUUGCUCGAUGUGGAUGACAGUGAUACCUCUACAUCAUUCGGCAGUGUGGAGCAAAGCAGCAGGAUUUCCUUGGAUGAGUACUUGAAAGGACGAUGGAGUCGAUCAUCAAGCUCAGAUUAGCUUCUCAUCACUUUCUUAAAAAUCUUCAAUUAAUUUACAAGACAAUUCUGUGGUCAGUUGAGCUUGAAGAAUGUGUAGUUUGUGCGUGUACAGUUUAGGAAAAGUUGUCACCCAAUUGUGAGGUGGUUUGUAGAUGUAUAGACAUUGUAUUCCUAUGGCAGUGUUAUGAAAGAUCUAGUAGCUCCUGGGAUAUUAAAGAGUUUUAAAUAUUCUUCAUAGGAAUAAGAAUCACUUUUUUUCUUUCUUUUUUUA
This is a messenger RNA of Camellia sinensis, 2752 nucleotides long. Its product is annotated as protein kinase STUNTED. The record is from RefSeq and is a predicted model, not a curated record. Lineage: Eukaryota; Viridiplantae; Streptophyta; Magnoliopsida; Ericales; Theaceae. Gene Ontology annotation, molecular function: protein kinase activity; ATP binding. Gene Ontology annotation, biological process: protein phosphorylation.